This is a messenger RNA of Paramecium tetraurelia, 4593 nucleotides long. RefSeq lists its product as uncharacterized. Gene Ontology annotation, cellular component: membrane. Gene Ontology annotation, molecular function: ATP hydrolysis activity; ATP binding; ABC-type transporter activity. Gene Ontology annotation, biological process: transmembrane transport. The record is from RefSeq and is a predicted model, not a curated record. The transcript has 5 exons. NCBI's taxonomy places the organism in Eukaryota, Ciliophora, Oligohymenophorea, Peniculida, Parameciidae.
AUGAAAAACAAGGAUAAUUUAUCUCAAUUUGCCAAAAAAUCUGUAUUUGCCAAAAUUGAUAACUCCAUUAUAGAAGACCAACAGCAGCAAGAUAAUGAUUCUAAAACUGUCGUUUAAACAUUGUAAAUGGAAAUCGCAAACUUUCAAGACGAUAAUGACAAGGAUGAUCUCUCUGACGAUGAUUCUCCCUCCAAUAACAUAGAUUUUACUCAAAUUUACAGAAACGAAAUGGUCGCUGCUGAAUAAAAAGUACCAAUUUCAUAACCGUCUGAAUAAAUUGAAGAGAAUUACCAAGAGAAUUAGUUCAUGAUUAGCAAAGACACCACUUAUUAAAGAUAGGAAAACCAAGCCAUUUUGAAAUAACUCCCUCAAACAACGUAAAUAACAAGCGUAGAACAAACUUAAAGAACAGAACAAGGUUUAUUAGAAAUAUUUAAAAAUAAAAGUAACAAAAUCAUUCCUGAACCACAAAAUAAAGAAUCAUCUCCUAAACAAUAAGAAUUUUACCCAUCUACAAUUUAUGAAAAUUAUUCAUCUCUUUCCUAAAUAUUUCUGAUUCACAUUUUUAAUUACAUGAAGGCAGCUUAACAACUAAUUAAAGUGCAGGGAAUUAAACUCAAUCUCACUCAUCUUCCAAAAUAAGAUGAAGACGAUCAAAUUUAGCCUAAUUUUUCAAAGGCUAAGAAAUUAUUUAAUUUAAAAAUUUCUGAAUAACUAACUUCAUUUUCAUUAUUUAGAACAUUCUUUUUCCAUGACAACAAAUGGCUAACCUUAAAAAUUGUACUCCUAGCAAUGAGUGAAACAUAUUCUAGGUUUGUAAUGUCCAUUCUAACACAAACUCUAAUUGCAGCAGUAAAGAAUGGAGACAGAUAAGAUGCCUUUAUUUAGGCAAUGGUAUUGGGUCUAUUAUCAUUGAUAGCCCUGAUAAGUAAGCAUUAUUAAUUGUAUAUAAUUAACAAUUUUUCAACCAAAAUGAGAAUGAUUUUAACUAAUUUUGUGUUUGAUAGGAUUUUGGAGUUAAAAGGAUACUAAAUUAAUGAGCUUAAUAUGGGUAAAAUUAUGAAUUUGGUAAGUGGUGACAUUAAUGCAAUUGAAUUCUAAUUAAACUUUGUUUAUUCUUUAGCUAUCAUACCAGGUUCAAUAAUAUUUGCGUCAGUAAUUUUGUGGCUAAGAUUUGAUGGUCCAAUAGGGUUAAUUGCUAUUUUGAUAUGUAUCGUGAUCUAUCCGUUGUAAGUUUUUAUUCAGAAGCAAGUUUAAAGGGUUUUGACCCGGGCAAAGUAAAAAUAAGACAACAGAAUUUCUUCCUAAAAUCAAUUGAUAGAGGGAAUUAGACUGAUCAAGAUGUAUGUAUGGGAAAAGGCGUUUUCAGAUAAGAUACAGUUACUGAGAAAGGAGGAAGUAAUUUGCUAUUUCAAGAUUCAUUUUUUGAAUCUUAUUGAUAGAUCAUUCAAUUACAGUGUUCAUAUUUGGGGAUCUUUUCUAUUUCUACUGAUAAUAUACCUCAACGAUAUAUACAUCGAUGUAUCAUCAAUUAUUGGAACAAUUCAGUUGAUGUCCAUGAUCAAAUAUUAUUGCGUAUUUUAGGUCUCCUAUGCAUUCCAAGCAUUUAUGACUCUUAAUGUUAUAUUUUAAAGAGUGGUGCAAAUAAUGACUUCACCUUCAUCUAUGAGCGAGAAGAAAAGGCACAUUUUAACAAGCAUUGAAAAUGGAAACGUAAUCAGAAAAGCAAAUACAAUCCAUAUAAAAGGAAAGCAAUCUGAAAGGAAUACAGUAAAGAUGUAGAGUUCGGUGAUAAAAAGGACACCAUAUGUAACAAUGACAGAAGUAGGGUUGAGAUGGAAGGCAAGGUCAUUUCCAGUUUUGUCAGAUUUAAACAUGGAAGUGAUUCCUGGUCAAUUGAUAGGAUUGAUAGGGAGGGUAGGAUCUGGAAAGACCACUCUUCUAUUAGGAAUAUUAGAGGAGUUACCAUAAAUUGAUGGAGAAUUUUCAGUGAAAAAGAAUACUAGUAUAGCUUUUGUUGAAUAGGAUCCAUUUAUUUAUACAGGGACAGUGAGAGAUAAUAUAUUAUUUGGAAAAUUAUUUGAACUUGAAUUGUACAGGAAAGUGAUGUAGGUUUCAUGUUUAGAUUAAGAUGUGUUAUCAUUUUAAGAUGGUGACAAAACUUAAAUUGGUGAAAAAGGUGCAAAUUUAUCAGGAGGUUAAAGAGCUAGGUUAAGUUUGGCAAGAGCUUUAUAUUCAUUGGCUGACCUCUAUUUAUUUGAUGAUCCAUUGUCAGCAGUCGAUUCCAAAGUAGCCAGAAAGAUCUUUACAUAUGCCAUAAAAGAAUUUAUAUUUAAAUUUUAACCAUAAUACUAAUAAGAAAAACACAAUAAGCAUCAUUAAGCAUUUCAACUAUCAAUUCCUGCUGUAAUUCUAUCGACUCACUAAAUCUAAUUUGCUUUGGAAUGCGACUAUGUAAUCAUAUUAGACAAAGGCACUAUCAUUACUCAAGGUACUUACAAGUAGGUCAAAGAAAGUUUAGCUUUAUUUAAUUCUACAAUUGUAGAGCCUGUUAAGAAAUAAUUAGUCAGAAAAUAAACGAGAUUGGCUACUCUGCUUAACAAAUAAUAGGAAAAAGUGGAAAAAAAAGAAAUUGUUCAAUUAUUUUCAAAAGAAGAAUUAAAUUAGACAGAUGCAAGUUGGAAAACAUAUAAAAGAUAUUUUUCAUACUGGAAACCAGUUUUUAUGAUCGCGAUUAUUUUAGGACAAAAUGUUGCAACAGAAAUCAUCAAUAAUUACUAUUAUAGAGCUAUGGCUUUGUAUGAUGAGACUAAUAGGUCAGCUAAUACUUAAUUAUUUUAUAAUGCUGGAUUAUUGGUGUUAGCUGCUUAUUGCAAUAACAUUAUCAAGUAUUUCCUGAAUAUAGUUGGAGUACUUACAUCCAAUAACCAAAUUCAUAAUUAAAUGUUGAGUAGACUCAUCAGAGCACCUAUCAGUUAUUUUGAUACAAAUCCAUCAGGGAGAUUAAUCAAUAGAUUCUCAACGGAUUUAUCUUUGGCUGACAAUCAAAUUUAAUAGAUUAUUACUGAUAUCUUUGAGCAAGGAUCUCAAUUUUUAGUAUCCUUAGUUACCAUAGCCAUUUUACAACCAUUCUUUUCAUUUCCUUUAGUGUUUACUAUAACAAUGACUAUUGUAAUCUUUUCCAUCACAAGACAAGUUGUGUCACAAUUGAAAGUUUGCGAUCUUAUUCAGAGAUCUCCCUUAUUUGACUAAUUUAAAGUUUGCUUAUAUGGAAUUACUUAAAUAAGAAUCAACAAUAAUAAAGAAUGGGUAAGAGAUUAGUUUAAUAAUUUGUGUAAUCAAUCUAUGCAAGCCAAUCUAAUUUUUUCAUAUUCUUAACGAUGCUUUGGUUUCUAUAUAGAUAUUUUUGGAUAGUUCACCAAUAUUGUGGGAAUCUUCUUAAUCAUUGCUAUGAUUGAAGAUCCAACUUUAUUUUCAUAAGCUCUUUUACUCCUUUCAACCUUUAAUACAUAAGCGGGAACUUUAAGAUAAUUUAUGGCUUUUGAUUCAAUUAUGAAUAGUGUAAAUAGAAUGUUUGAAAUUUGUGAUAUUGUAAAUGAGGCUUAAGUUACUCAGCCCAUAGAUGAGGAUCUUAUGGUAAUGGGAUGGCCUGAACGUGGCAGGAUCUAAUUUUAAAAUGUAGAAAUGCAAUAUAGAACAGAUAUGCCAUUUAUCUUAAAAGGAAUGAGCUUCACAAUUGAAGGAGGAGAAAAGGUUGGAGUAGUUGGAAGGACAGGUGCUGGAAAAUCAUCAAUUAUUCAAACCUUAUUAAGAAUUACUGAAAUAUCUCCUAGUGGUAAUAUUUUCAUAGAUGGAUAGGAUAUCAGAGAGGUUGGCUUGGCUAAACUGAGAUAAGAGGUAGCAAUUAUACCAUAAGUGCCAUUCUUGUUCAAAGCUACUAUAAGAUAAAACUUAGAUCCUCUAAAUUUAUUUGAAGAUUCAAAAAUCUGGAAGGUGCUCAAGGAUACUGGAUUGGUAGAGUAUGUAUUAGAAUUACCAAAUUAAUUAUAAGCAGAGGUUCAACCAGAAUUAUUUUCUAUUGGAUAAAAAUAACUUAUUUGUUUAUCAAGGGUUUUACUAAACAAAAAGAAGAUUCUCAUUCUUGAUGAAGCAACUGCAAAUGUUGAUAUGGCUACUGAUGCUUUCAUUUAGAAUACAAUCAAAGAGAAGUUUAAUGAUUGCACAAUAAUCACAAUUGCUCAUAGACUCAACACUAUUGCUGAUUAUGAUAAGAUUUUAGUACUUGAAGAAGGGAAGGUCUUGGAGUGUGGUCACCCAUUUGAAUUACUAGCCAUCAACACUAAAACGGCUGUGGGAAUUGAUAAAGAAUCAGUUUUUGCAAUGAUGGCCAUUUAGACUGGAGUGAAAAAUGGUUAAGCCAUCUUUGAUCUGGCAAAGAAGGCUUACUUAAAAAACAUAUUAAAAAAUUAGUAUCAGAGAGCUGAAAGUAUGUUAUAAUCAUCCAUACAUUUUAAACAACAGAACUUUACUUCAUCCAUAUUUGAAUCCCAGUAGUUACUCUAAUCAAACACUCCAAGGAAUUAAGUGCAUUGA